Messenger RNA from Cercocebus atys (sooty mangabey), 5376 nucleotides. It is a transcript of the gene SCRIB, whose product is annotated as scribbled planar cell polarity protein. Bases 73 to 5142 code for a protein of 1689 amino acids. Lineage: Eukaryota; Metazoa; Chordata; Mammalia; Primates; Cercopithecidae. The record is from RefSeq and is a predicted model, not a curated record. Gene Ontology annotation, molecular function: protein binding. Gene Ontology annotation, cellular component: postsynaptic membrane; adherens junction; postsynaptic density. The transcript has 38 exons. Gene Ontology annotation, biological process: neurotransmitter receptor transport postsynaptic membrane to endosome; neurotransmitter receptor transport, endosome to postsynaptic membrane.
GGACUGAGCCCCGCCCCCCGGCCCCGAGCCCGCCGAGCGCCGCCGCCGGAGCCCGCGCCGCCCACCCGCACCAUGCUCAAGUGCAUCCCGCUGUGGCGCUGCAACCGGCACGUGGAGUCGGUGGACAAGCGGCACUGCUCGCUGCAGGCCGUACCCGAGGAGAUCUACCGCUACAGCCGCAGCCUGGAGGAGCUGCUGCUCGACGCCAAUCAGCUGCGCGAGCUGCCCAAGCCCUUUUUCCGGCUGCUGAACUUGCGCAAGCUGGGCCUGAGCGACAACGAGAUCCAGCGGUUACCUCCCGAGGUGGCCAACUUCAUGCAGCUGGUGGAGCUGGACGUGUCCCGGAAUGAUAUCCCUGAGAUCCCAGAGAGCAUCAAGUUCUGCAAAGCUUUGGAGAUCGCGGACUUCAGCGGGAACCCCCUUUCCAGGCUCCCCGAUGGCUUCACUCAGCUGCGCAGCCUGGCUCACCUGGCCCUCAAUGAUGUGUCCUUGCAGGCACUGCCCGGGGACGUGGGCAACCUCGCCAACCUGGUGACCCUGGAGCUCCGGGAGAACCUGCUCAAGUCCCUGCCAGCGUCCCUGUCUUUUCUGGUCAAGCUGGAACAGCUGGAUCUGGGAGGCAACGACCUGGAAGUGCUGCCGGACACUCUGGGGGCUCUGCCUAAUCUUCGGGAGCUGUGGCUUGACCGGAACCAGCUGUCAGCACUGCCCCCGGAGCUUGGGAACCUGCGGCGUCUGGUGUGCCUGGACGUGUCGGAAAACCGGCUGGAGGAGCUGCCUGCUGAGCUCGGCGGGCUGGUGCUGCUUACUGACCUGCUGCUGUCCCAGAACCUGCUGCGGCGGCUGCCCGACGGUAUCGGUCAGCUGAAGCAGCUGUCCAUCCUAAAGGUAGACCAGAACCGGCUGUGUGAGGUGACCGAGGCCAUCGGGGACUGUGAGAACCUCUCAGAGCUGAUCCUCACGGAGAACCUGCUGAUGGCCCUGCCGCGCUCCCUGGGAAAGCUGACGAAGCUGACCAACCUCAACGUGGACCGGAACCACCUGGAGACGCUGCCGCCCGAGAUCGGGGGCUGCGUGGCACUCAGCGUCCUCUCCUUGAGGGACAACCGCCUGGCCGUCCUGCCGCCGGAGCUGGCCCACACGGCCGAGCUGCACGUGCUGGAUGUGGCAGGGAACCGGCUACAGAGUCUGCCGUUCGCGCUCACCCACCUCAACCUCAAGGCCCUGUGGCUGGCGGAGAACCAGGCGCAGCCCAUGCUGCGGUUCCAGACGGAGGAUGAUGCCCGGACUGGCGAGAAGGUGCUCACCUGCUACUUGCUGCCCCAGCAGCCUCCAUCCAGCCUCGAGGAUGCUGGGCAGCAGGGGAGCCUCUCGGAGAGCUGGAGUGAUGCCCCGCCGAGCCGCGUCAGCGUCAUCCAGUUCCUGGAGGCCCCCACAGGUGAUGAGGAUGCUGAGGAAGCUGCAGCCGAGAAGCGGGGCCUGCAGCGCCGGGCCACACCUCACCCCAGCGAGCUCAAGGUGAUGAAGAGGAGCAUCGAGGGGCGGCGGAGCGAGGCCUGCCCUUGCCAGCCAGACCCUGGGUCGCCCUUGCCUGCGGAGGAGGAGAAGCGGCUGAGUGCCGAGUCUGGCCUGAGUGAAGACUCUCGCCCGUCUGCCAGCACAGUCUCUGAGGCUGAGCCCGAGGGCCCAUCGGCUGAGGCACAGGGUGGAAGCCAGCAGGAGGCCAUGAGUGCUGGUGGGGAGGAAGACGCCGAAGAGGACUAUGAGGAGCCUGCGGUGCAUUUUGCGGAGGACGCACUGCUGCCCGGGGAUGACCGGGAGAGCGAGGAGGGGCAGCCUGAGGCCCCCUGGACCCUGCCGGGCGGGAGGCAGCGGCUCAUCCGCAAGGACACGCCUCACUACAAAAAGCACUUCAAGAUCUCCAAGCUGCCCCAGCCGGAGGCCGUUGUGGCCCUGCUGCAGGGCAUGCAGCCCGAUGGGGAGGGCCCUGUGGCUCCCGGGGGCUGGCACAAUGGCCCCCACGCACCCUGGGCUCCUCGGGCCCAGAAGGAGGAGGAGGAGGAGGAGGAAGAGGGUAGUCCUCAGGAGGAGGAGGAGGAGGAAGAGGAGGAAAGCAGGGCUGAAGAGGAGGCCAGCACUGAGGAGGAGGACAAGGAGGGGGCCGUGGCUUCUGCGCCCUCUGUCAAGGGGGUGUCGUUUGACCAGGCCAAUAACCUGCUGAUAGAGCCUGCUCGCAUUGAGGAGGAAGAGCUGACCCUCACCAUCCUGCGGCAGACUGGGGGCCUGGGCAUCAGCAUUGCGGGCGGCAAGGGCUCCACACCCUAUAAGGGGGACGACGAGGGCAUAUUCAUCUCUCGGGUGUCCGAGGAAGGCCCUGCGGCCCGGGCUGGAGUCCGCGUGGGUGACAAGCUCUUGGAGGUGAAUGGCGUGGCUCUGCAGGGCGCCGAGCACCAUGAGGCCGUGGAGGCGCUCAGGGGGGCAGGCACUGCCGUGCAGAUGCGAGUGUGGCGGGAGCGCAUGGUGGAGCCUGAGAACGCGGUCACCAUCACACCUCUGCGACCUGAGGACGACUACAGCCCCCGGGAGCGGCGGGGAGGGGGGCUGCGCCUGCCCCUGCUCCCAGCUGAGAGCCCUGGGCCCCUCCGUCAGCGCCACGUGGCCUGCCUGGCACGCAGUGAGAGGGGGCUGGGCUUCAGCAUUGCUGGCGGGAAAGGCUCCACGCCAUACCGGGCUGGUGAUGCGGGCAUCUUCAUCUCCCGCAUUGCCGAGGGCGGUGCUGCUCACCGUGCGGGUACACUGCAGGUUGGCGACCGUGUCCUCUCUAUUAAUGGAGUGGACGUGACUGAGGCCAGGCAUGACCACGCCGUCUCCCUGCUGACUGCUGCCUCCCCCACCAUCGCCUUGCUGUUGGAGCGGGAGGCUGGGGGCCCUCUUCCUCCCAGUCCUCCGCCACAUUCCUCCUCACUCCCCACCGCUGCUGUUGCCAUCACCAGCACCACCACCACCAGCAUAACCACUGCCACCCCCGGGGAGCCUGGGUUGCCAAGCCUGGCCCCCAGCCUGCUGGCCGCCACCUUGGAAGGGCCAUACCCAGUGGAGGAGAUCCGUCUGCCAAGAGCUGGGGGCCCUCUGGGGCUUAGCAUUGUCGGAGGCUCCGACCAUUCCAGCCACCCAUUUGGUGUCCAGGAGCCUGGUGUAUUCAUCUCCAAGGUGCUCCCGCGGGGCCUGGCCGCUCGCAGCGGCCUAAGGGUUGGGGACCGCAUCCUGGCAGUGAACGGGCAAGACAUGCGGGACGCCACGCACCAAGAAGCAGUCAGCGCCCUGCUCCGGCCCUGCCUGGAGCUGUCGCUGCUGGUGCGGAGGGACCCGGCGCCCCCGGGCCUACGGGAGCUGUGCAUCCAGAAGGCACCUGGGGAGAGGCUGGGCAUCAGCAUCCGCGGGGGUGCCAGGGGCCACGCUGGCAACCCCUGCGACCCCACAGACGAGGGCAUCUUCAUCUCCAAGGUGAGCCCCACAGGGGCGGCUGGGCGUGACGGUCGGCUGCGUGUGGGUUUGCGGCUGCUGGAGGUGAACCAGCAGAGCCUGCUGGGCCUGACGCACGGGGAGGCGGUGCAGCUGCUGCGUGGUGUGGGCGACACGCUCACCGUGCUGGUCUGCGACGGCUUCGAUGCCGGCUCCUCGGCAGCCCUGGAGAUGUCCCCAGGUGUCAUUGCCAACCCCUUUGCGGCGGGCAUCAGCCACCGGAACAGCCUGGAGAGCAUCUCUUCCAUCGACCGGGAGCUGAGUCCCGAGGGCCCAGGCAAGGAGAAGGAGCCGCCUGGACAGACCCUGCACUGGGGGCCCGAGGCCACAGAAGCCACGGGUCGGGGUCUGCAGCCCCUGAAGCUGGACUACCGUGCCCUGGCUGCCGUGCCCAGCGCUGGUGGCGUGCAGAGGGUACCGUCUGGAGCAGCUGGAGCGAAGAUGGCCGAAGCCCCCUGCUCCCCUAGUGGCCAGCAGACAAAACCAGGGGUGAUCCAGCCAUUGGCUCAGGCGUGGCCAAGGGGCUCCCCAGCCCUCAGGGGCAGAGGUUGUCCCCACUCCCCGCCUUCCCCGCCUUCCCCGGAUGAGCUGCCCGCCAAUGUGAAGCAGGCCUACAGGGCCUUCGCGGCCGUGCCCACUUCUCACCCUCCUGAGGACGCCCUCGCCCAGCCCCCCACGCCUGGACCUGCAGCCUCCCCGGAGCAACUGUCCUUCCGGGAGCGGCAGAAGUACUUUGAGCUGGAGGUGCGCGUGCCCCAAGCUGAGGGCCCUCCUAAGCGUGUGUCCCUGGUGGGUGCUGACGACCUGCGGAAGAUGCAGGAGGAGGAAGCCAGAAAACUACAGCAGAAGAGAGCGCAGAUGCUGCGGGACGUGGCAGAGGCUGGGGCCGAAGCGGGGCUCGCCCUGGACGGGGAGGCGCUGGGCGAGGAGGAACAGGAGGAUGAGGAGCCACCUUGGGCCGGCCUGAGCCCCUCCUCAAGGCAGAGCCCCGCGUCCCCCCCACCCCUGGUAAGUGGUGCCCCGGUGCGGACGGCCAAAGCUGAGCGGCGCCACCAAGAACGGCUUCGCGUGCAGAGUCCGGAGCCACCAGCACCCGAGCGUGCCCUGUCCCCUGCCGAACGCCGGGCCCUGGAGGCUGAGAAGCGUGCACUGUGGAGGGCAGCCAGGAUGAAGUCACUGGAACAGGACGCUCUCCGAGCACAGAUGGUCCUCAGCAGGUCGCAGGAGGGCCGGGGCAUGCGGGGGCCCCUGGAGCGACUGGCGGAGGCCCCUUCCCCUGCGCCCACCCCGUCGCCCACCCCUUUGGAAGACCUCGGCCCCCAGACCAGCACCUCCCCGGGACGCCUGCCCUUGUCUGGAAAGAAGUUUGACUACAGGGCCUUUGCAGCCCUGCCUUCUUCCAGACCUGUCUAUGACAUCCAGUCACCGGACUUUGCUGAGGAGUUGAGGUCCCUGGAACCAUCUCCCAGCCCUGGCCCGCAGGAGGAGGAUGGAGAAGUGGCUCUGGUGCUUCUGGGCAGGCCCGCUCCUGGCGCCGUGGGCCCUGAAGAUGUGGCGCUUUGCAGCAGCCGUCGCCCUGUAAGGCCUGGGCGCCGUGGCCUGGGCCCUGUGCCCUCCUAGAGGAGCAGGCGCCUCCCCCAGACUUGGGGUGGGGGCCCUGCCAGCUCCAGCACCACCCUUGCCCCAAGUCUUUUAACCUGGGUGUUAGCAUUUUAAAGAGACCCCGCAGGAAUUCUGGCCUCUGACUAACUGCCCCACCCCAGCCGAGACCUCGGCAAGACUGUAACUAGUGAUGUUUGUACAACCAAAGACUCUAUUUUGUGGUUUAAGGAGAAUAAAGUUGACUACAUUUUA